UAUAAACUUUAGUGUUCUCUGAUUAGAAAAAAAAUUCUUUAAACAAGAAAAUGUCCUUAGCCGCGGGGAAAGCGGCGAAUAUACGCCUCACUUUGCAAAAUAUAAUCCAGUCGGGAGGUUCGCACAAGGACCAAGCGGAGAAAUACCGGCUUACGCUGGAAUCGAUCCUGAGGGGUCACGGCGACGAGCUCAUUGAGUGUUUGCAAGGGUUUAUCGAAGCCAUCGUCAAUGAAAAUGUCAGUCUGGUGAUAUCGAGGCAAAUCCUGACGGAAAUUAGCAGUCAUCUGAUGAAGUUACCCGAUGAAGUGUCAAAAGCCGUCUCACAUUACAUGUUGGAAAAAGUUCAGCCCAGAGUAAUUUCGUUUGAGGAACAAGUGGCAAGCAUUCGGCAGCAUUUGGCGGACAUUUACGAACGGAAUCAACAGUGGCGCGAGGCGGCCGCAGUGUUAGUCGGGAUUCCUCUCGAGACCGGCCAGAAACAAUACUCGGUCGAUUACAAACUGGAGACGUAUCUCAAAAUAGCCAGGUUGUACUUGGAGGAUGACGAUCCAGUACAAGCCGAGGCGUUCAUUAAUAGAGCGUCUCUUUUACAAGCGGAAUCGAGAAACGAGCAGCUCCAAAUAUACUACAAGGUUUGUUACGCAAGAGUGCUCGAUUACAGGCGGAAAUUCAUCGAAGCUGCGCAGAGAUACAAUGAAUUGUCAUACAGGAGCAUCGUUCACGAAGACGAACGCAUAACCGCACUGAGAAACGCUCUUAUAUGUACCGUGCUUGCUUCAGCAGGCCAGCAACGUUCCCGAAUGCUCGCGAUACUGUUCAAGGACGAACGUUGCCAGCAACUUCCGGCGUUUGGCAUUCUGGAAAAAAUGUACCUCGAAAGGAUCAUUCGCCGGUCGGAACUGAGAGAUUUCGAGGCCCUGCUGCAGCCUCACCAGAAGGCGACGACCGUCGACGGAUCGACCAUUCUAGAUCGCGCCGUGAUCGAACAUAACCUUCUAUCGGCGAGCAAACUUUACAACAAUAUCAGUUUUGAGGAGUUGGGGGCGCUGCUCGAGAUCAAUCCGACGAAAGCGGAGAAAAUCGCUAGUCAGAUGAUCACGGAGAGCCGUAUGCACGGCUACAUCGAUCAGAUUGACUCAAUAGUGCACUUUGAAACCCGAGAAACCUUGCCGCAGUGGGAUAAGCAAAUUCAGUCGCUGUGCUAUCAGGUUAAUUCGAUUAUCGAGUCGAUAUCCAAGAGCCAUCCCGACUGGAUGCUCAAAGUCAUGGAAGAACAAAUGAUUUCUUAAGUGUUGUUUAAAAUGUAUUUAUCCCAACUCCGCAACGUGUUUUUAUUCUCCGUUCCUUGUUUGAAAUUAAAAUGCCCGUUUUUACACCGCUACCUUGUUUUUUCAUGUCU
Cylas formicarius (sweet potato weevil) is the source of this 1399-nucleotide messenger RNA. It is a transcript of the gene CSN4, whose product is annotated as COP9 signalosome complex subunit 4. Bases 51 to 1289 code for a protein of 412 amino acids. NCBI's taxonomy places the organism in Eukaryota, Metazoa, Arthropoda, Insecta, Coleoptera, Brentidae. Gene Ontology annotation, cellular component: COP9 signalosome; cytosol. The transcript has 4 exons. The record is from RefSeq and is a predicted model, not a curated record.